This is a messenger RNA of Spirodela intermedia, 5676 nucleotides long. Lineage: Eukaryota; Viridiplantae; Streptophyta; Magnoliopsida; Alismatales; Araceae. The record is from the annotation of a GenBank genome assembly.
AUGGCUGUGAGGCUUUUGAUCUCGAGGACGCACGGACUCGGUAAGAGUCUAUCGUGCAGGCUCUUCCUCAACCAGCUGCAUCCGGCGGAUCCAACUCCGGGGCGCUCUUCGGUAUUCCAGUGCUUCAGGGGUCUACACUCCGCCUCCCGAGGGGAAUCCUUCGCUCGCCACGCUGAUAAUCGGAGGUCCAGGCCGACUUGCUCUAGGACCGUGUUCACUGGUUCCGUCCCGAGGCCAGACCUUGCGGACGAGUCCAUCGCUUCCGCUCUCAACCUCGAUGAUCGGGUCCCCGCCACAGUCAUCACCGGCUUCCUAGGUUCCGGGAAGGUUGUCUUUCAUCCAUUUAUUUGAAGACGUCGUAUUAUUUUUCCCUCGAGAUGAUGGUUCUAGGGGAUCUAUUUCGUGCUCUGUUUUCUCUUAAAGAAGAUAGCUUCCUCACAAACCGCUUGUUCUCCAUCACCGCUAAAGCCGUUUUGGAGCCACGCGAUAAUUUUCGUCGAGAGAAGGCCAAAAUUGAUCUGUCGAUUUAACGUUGCAAUCCGAUAGCUGGCAGUUUACGUUUUUAACUGAAGGUUUUACGCGUGUACUAUUCUUACUGAUAUUUAUCUAAGUUUUGAAUCCUAGAAUGCGGCAGAACUAUUAUUUCAUACAUAUUUCUGCUAAUAUGCUGCGAAAAAGAUCGUAGCAUCUCAACAUUGGAAUCGCUGUUUCACGAGUAUAGUGAGACCAAUGAACAAAAGCGUGGACAUCCCUUCAGGACUCAUGAGGGUAUCUAUUUUGAUGGGUCGUUCUCAUGUUUUGCUUCACAUUCGGUGUUCAGUUGCUGAAGCUUUCCCUUUGUUUGGCAACCUCGUAGAAGCAGGGAUUUUGGCAUAUUUCAGCCUCAAGAGUUAGGAUUUUGAUGGAAAUUUGUUAAUAAUGGACUCCAAACCCUUCUUUGACAACUUAUCAAAGAUGUGUUGAUCUAUUCUUCAAAGCUAAACUUGAGGGAGAAAAGUGAUGACAAAGUGAAAUAUGGCUAUCUAGGUGAUUACCACAUAAAGAUAGUGAGUUUAUGAGACCUUCCUGCUUUCUACAAAAUAAGGCACAGUUUUUUUUUUUCUCACCCAGACCUACCUUCUUCAGUUAAGCAAGUCCACCCAUGGCAGCAUAGAGAAUGUAUGAACGAUCAGUUCACCCUGGAAAGUGCUUUCAAUCAUAGGUCCAUUUUUUUCAAUAAAUACAUGCGUGAAAUUGGUCAUUUAAUAAUAUGAAUGACCAAUGCACCCUGGAAAGAAAAUUCAAGACACGUCUUUACCUAUCUUCCCUAAUGCCCAUUGAGCUUCCCUAUUAUCAUGUGGAGACCAUCUUAGAAUAAUAAAGUACCGUUCUAAAAUUCGUAUAAUUUGUCCAAUAUUCAGUCGAUACUCGUAUUCUCUGUGUCAGGUAAACAUCCUGACCCUUAUAUUCGCACUACAUUCUUGGGCAUUUUAUAAAAGUCUGGACAUAGCAGCAUGUGUUUUCAUAUCUGGGAAUUGUGAUGAGUUCAGAUGUGUUAUAAGAUCUAAUUUUACGCAUAUAGACAGCUGGUCAUGUUCCCGUUUUACUUGUUGUCAAAUCUUUCUUCAAUUAUAUAAUGUGUCUGAUAAUUUCUGACUGCAGACCACCCUAUUGAAUCACAUUUUAACUUCCCAGCAUGGGAAGAGAAUUGCAGUCAUUGAGAAUGAGGUGAGAAGUUUUUUUCAUUUGUAUUUUUCUUCUUUUGGUUUGGGUUUCAUUCUUGAAAAAAUAUUUAUUGCAUUACCCCAUCAUAGAUCACACAUCUGCUGGUUUUGUCAUUUUGUUACGGCUAAAGAAAAUCCUCACAUUCCAUGUCAAUGGCUUCUUAUGUAUAUCAAUGAUUUUUUAUAUGGAUUUGUCCUUUUCUGGUAGUAAGGUAGUAUGUCAUAAGAAAUACGCUGGGAAUUAAUAUUUUCCCCAAUUGGUGUGGGAAGGAUUUUGAUGGGUUAUAUUCUGUUGGAACUACGAUUGAGAGAUAUGAUUGUACAAAGUACAUGAAAGGAAGUCGAUAUUGAUAGAAUCCAUGUCACAAUUCAAUCUGUUCAGUUGAUUCUCUGCUGUCAUCUAACGUAGUGCUAUCUUUCUCUUGUGAGAGCAUCGCCUUUUAUUUUCUCUAAUGUGCGGUAGUCUUUUGGCAAGUCUGUACUUGUACGGUAUGUAUUCACCUUUUCAAUUAUCGGCAUGUGGUGCUAAAUAAUCAGUACCCUUUGGUUGUUUGGAUCUGUUUGCUCCACUGUUUGCCUACUGGUUUUUAAUAGGAUGGUCCGGCUUUCACAUGAUAUUGAAGCUGACGAUCAAUCAUGGUUGUGCUCAUCACAUUUUUAUUGUUAAUGCUAUUAACAGCCAGCAGUAGUUUAUUUGUGCAUGAGGGGGUCUGCUACGACAUUCUUGCUAGAAUCAAAAAAAUCUUUUGGUUUUACAGAUGUUCCUACUCAAGGUCAAUUGAUUUCGAGUUGGAUAGCCCAAAUCACAAUACUUUCACCAUACACCAUACUAUGAAGAAGUUGAAAUUUGAAUACGUACAUUCUUGACAUUUGCCUCUUUACUCUUUUUGCAGUUCGGGGAGGUAGACAUUGAUAGUUCUCUGGUUGCUAGUCAUUCAUCUGUGGCCGAGGACAUCAUUAUGGUCAACAAUGGUUGCUUAUGUUGUACUGUAAGAGGAGACCUAGUUAAAAUGCUUUUGAAGCUGGUCAAGAACAAACGAGACAAAUUUGAUCACAUUGUUAUAGAAACAACAGGUACACCUCAUUUUCUUUGUGCAUGACAUAAGGUUUUAUGCAUAUCUUUGUAGCAGAACCAGGAUGCAUGCAUUAAAUAUUGACCGUACAUCAAUAUGAGAGGGUUAAUCUGUGUUGCAUGUGUUGCAACUGCAUAUGUAAUAAGCUUCAAUUAAUGGGCUGUGGUCAUUUAUUUUGACAUGAUAAUUAAAUUGAAAGCUCUUUGUUUUAUGUAUUGGUGGAAAUCUUAUAUCAUGUAAAAGCUCUUUGACAAGAUGUUCAUUGAAAACGUCGGAAGCUACUAGAGGAAUAAAUCGCUACAUCUGUUACCCUAACAUGUCUAUCUUUUGGGAGUUAUUUACUAGUAUGGGCCGUGUCAAGUCAAGAAAAUGAAGGGAGGAUUAGGUUGAAUGUUGGGUAGAGGCUGGGCAGCUGAUGAUGGUGGGAGUUGGUGUGCUCGAGUACAAUGAAAAAAUAAGAACCUUCAUCUUUCAUGGCUCAUAUCUUGCCUUAAUAUUCUUCUCACAGAUGAUGUCAUCUCACAUGGAGUUCUUAUCCUCGUCUUAGCUGCUAAUCAUUCUCAUCGUUACUUUUACAGGUCUUGCGAAGCCAUCUCCUGUAAUUGAGACUUUCUGCUCGGAUGAAUUGGUUUCACGGUAUGUGAAGCUUGACGGUGUUGUUACAAUGGUUGACUGUAAGCAUGCUAUGCAACAUUUAAAUGAAGUGAAACCAAGGUGGGUAGUGAAUGAGGCAGUGGAACAGGUUGCCUAUGCAGACCGGAUCAUACUGAACAAGGUGUGUUUACUGCUAGUCCUGUUCCUUGUUGCCAUUUCUCCACAUUUAUCCAUUUAUCAUGGGUGUUGUAUGAUUUGACUCUGGAAAGCUUUCAAGGGAAGGGAGUUGUCAACCUCUACGUGGUGUGGGAUAAUAUGAGCUGUAUUUUAUUUUUUUACAAAUGACUAAUAGCCUAUAUUUUGGGUUAUCCUUUUUUGACAGAUAGACUUGGUUGAUGAACACGAUCUGCAUAUGUUGACCCGAAAAAUCAAGGUGAGGUUCCAUUUUCUGUUUCCUGUUCAAUUAUUCAGGGCUUUCUUGACACGUGCUUCCUCUUUCUUUUUCACAGCAUAUCAAUGGAAUGGCCCAGAUCAAACAUGCCAAAUUUGGACUUGUGGACAUGGAUUUCGUCUUAGGAGUGGGUGGAUAUGACCUUGACAGGUUUGUCAAAUUUAUUUCCUUUAAGUCGUGCUUGAACCAAUAAUUUUUUCUUCGACUUUAAUAUUUCCACUUCUGAAAAAGUGUAGCUUAUCCAGGUUUCAAGAGGACCUAUAUUGAAUAUUACUUAUGUUUAAAAUUAUGGUUUUUUUUUUUUUGCGUAUAUUUCCACAGAAUCGGCUCAGAAGUUCUGGCAGAUACGAGCAGUGAAAAAGUUCAUAAUGAAGAACAUGGACACAGUAAUGCUUUUACACUUUUAUAUCAAGUUUCCCCUUCUUUACCCUACUGAUUUGAAAUCCUGGACGAAAAUUUGCAAUGAUUUGAAUCCGGAGAAUUGGUAGUUCCCCUGUGUGGAACUAUUUCACAUCUACCAUUUUAUUCAAGUAUAUUUAUGUUGAUUGUGUCGUAAUCCGGAUGAAUUUAAAUUCUUUUUCAUGUCAAUUUAAGUGGAGUGGGCUUUCUCUACCAGAUGAACAUGGAGAGCAUCACCACCACCGCCAUGACCACAACCAUGAUCAUGAGCAUCAUCAUCAUGAUCAUGAUCAUGUACACGAUUUGGCUGUAUCCAGUGUCAGUAUAGUAUCAGAGGAAACUCUGGAUCUUGAUGAGGUAUCUCUGGAUUUAAUAUUUUUUACACUCCAUGCGUUAUCCAUUUAAUAAUCUUGGGUCUUGAUUAUUUUUUCCUUGGUCUCUCUGCUGUUGAAACUGGUUGGUUCAUAGUACAAAACAUACUUAUUUUGUGUCUUGCCUGCCGGAGACCUUCCAUAUAUGGCUAUUGUCGGCUUAUUUACUUAUGCAUGAAUAUGUCAUUUCUGGUAUUGUAGUUUAUAUGAAUAGUUCGUUGACUUUGUGCUGUCCGGCCCGGUAGGCCUGUUUUUUUCGUUGACUUUCUCUUAUUUGUUUGAGACGUAUUCCAAGAUAGUUCAAAUUAGCAACCCAGCCCCUCGUCUUCGAAUCAUCCACAGCUUAUUGAUUGGAAAUAUUACUUUAUUUAUUCUAUUUCCCCAUUAUUAUUAUCUCUUAAAAGUAAAAUACGUGAUAUUUUUUAAUCCUAUUAAUCUUUUCCAAAAAAAAUACUGGGUCGCUCUUCCUGUUUAACUUUCUUUCUCAUUAAUAGGAAAAAUACUAUUAUUAUGGGUCCCUCUCUUCACUUUCCAUAAAUGAUAAAUCUUAAUUUUUAAUACUGAAAUGUAGUUUUAUUUUUUAAAAUGUUCAAGAAACACGAAACUAAAAUGCCUAUUAAAUGGUAACUUUUUCCAUAAUGAAGACAAAUAAAACAUCCGAGCUGCAUCGAUUCCCUUAACAUUAUUAAUUCUUUGCCAUAUUUUGCAUAUCCAGGCCAAUGAUUGGCUCGAACGGCUGGUCGAUGAGAAGGGAGAUGAUCUAUACCGGAUGAAGGGCAUCUUAUCCGUCAGUGAUCCGGCCGGGCGUUAUGUAUUUCAGGUAAUAAUUGCCUCAGAGGGAUUCUUUUUUAUUUUCCAUGGUUUAAAACCUUAUGAAUGAGACGAGGGCCUUCUAUACCGGAUCAUUUGUCUUUAAUUAAAUUAAAUUUAAUUUAAUUUAAUUUCAGGGGGUCCACUCCAUGCUGGAUGGCUGCCCAGGGAAGCCGUGGGAGGAGAACGAGAAGAGGAUCAGCAAGCUGGUUUUCAUAGGGAAGAACCUGGACGAGGAGGCCCUGAGGAAGGGGUUCAGGGGCUGCUUGGCGUGA